This is a messenger RNA of Ascochyta rabiei, 780 nucleotides long. RefSeq lists its product as uncharacterized. Gene Ontology annotation, cellular component: endosome. The record is from RefSeq and is a predicted model, not a curated record. The coding region runs from base 1 to 780 and encodes 259 amino acids. Gene Ontology annotation, biological process: regulation of endocytosis. The transcript has 2 exons. Gene Ontology annotation, molecular function: GTPase activity; GTP binding. Lineage: Eukaryota; Fungi; Ascomycota; Dothideomycetes; Pleosporales; Didymellaceae.
AUGGCUCAGCCGUGGGACUACAUUGCAAAGAUUGUGUCGCUGGGCGACUCGGGCUGCGGCAAGUCCAGUCUCACAGUCCGCCUCUGUGAAGGCCGCUUCUCACCCCACCACGAUGUCACGAUCGGUGUCGAGUUUGGAUCGCGCAUCGUGCCCGUAGGACCACCCGCCUCGCAUUCACUGAGCAUCAACAACCCCUCGAAAACAGAGCCUCCACCCUCGCCGUCGAAAAAGGACCCGGCGCAGAAGCACAUGAAGCUUUCGCUCUGGGACACAGCCGGCCAGGAGACCUACAAGAGUAUAACGAGGAGCUACUUCCGAGGCGCAUCCGGUGCUCUCCUCGUCUUCGAUAUCUCGCGCAAAAACACCUUCCUCAGUGCGACGAGCUGGCUGCACGACCUGCGACAGAUCGCCGAAGAGGGAAUCGUCGUGGUCCUAGUGGGAAACAAGAGUGAUUUGGCAGCCUCGUCGACGGUGUCAGAGUCAGAGGCGGACAACAAGAGACAAGUCACGCGAGAGGAGGCCGAGGAGUGGGCCAAGGCAAACGGCGUCAUGCAGUACGUGGAGACGUCAGCUAAGAGCGGAGAGGGCGUGGAGAGAGCUUUCUUGGAAGUCGCAGAGAGGAUCUACCAGAACAUCGAGGCCGGGCGAUACGACCUCAACGACCGGAGAAGUGGCGUGAAAGGUCCGGGGGCGGGAGGCGGCAACCGUGCUGGCAUCAGCCUGGGUAUGAACGACGCCGCGAAGAAAGGCAAACAACAAGGCUGGGGAGGCUGCUGCUAA